Messenger RNA from Nematostella vectensis (starlet sea anemone), 1935 nucleotides. Its product is annotated as intracellular protein transport protein USO1. The record is from RefSeq and is a predicted model, not a curated record. Lineage: Eukaryota; Metazoa; Cnidaria; Anthozoa; Actiniaria; Edwardsiidae. Bases 327 to 1760 code for a protein of 477 amino acids. The transcript has 17 exons.
GAGGGGGGUGGUGAUGGUAGGUUUUGCUUCGUCUUUAUCCUGCUGCCAGUGCCCCGCGAAAUGGAUCCACCCGUAUCGAUUUAGAGGAAGUCUUCGUAGAUAUCUUGUCAAUAGGUAAAUCCAGGAUUUAAGGUAGAUAUCGACGUCUUUAAGCGUACCUCGCCCCAGGCGGCCUCUUAAGUCAGCUCCUCCUCCUGAGUCUUCAGUCAUUGGCUUUUAUAAGCGAUUGGUCAGCGGUUAUUUUAGUCACGCAAUUAGGUUUUUCUGUACGUCAUCAAUCAUAAGUAACUUGCACGCGCAUUAGCCGGAAGUCAUAAGCCGUAGAAAUGUCGGGCAUGGACGAGAAAGAAGUCAUAGUUAAGGAAAUGGACGAGGUUUUUGAAAAGGAAACUGACUUUGAAGUUGAAAAUAAGGAGCAGCAGGAAAAAUGGAAAGAAAUGGACGAUGGUGGUACCAUGGAGUACCUCGUGCCCGACAACGAUGCAGCAAUAGGAGUCCAUGCGCCCGAUAACCAGGCUGAUAUGGAAACCACAACACCCGAAGAGAAUGGCGAGCUCACCGUUGCAGCUCAUAAAGACGAGUCUGAGCUAACAACUGCCGCAGCUCAUAAAGACGAGUCUGAGCUAACAACUGUUGGAGCUCAUAAAGACGAGUCUGAGCUAACAACUGUUGGAGCUCAUAAAGACGAGUCUGAGCUAACAACUGUUGGAGCUCAUAAAGACGAGUCUGAGCUAACAACUGUUGGAGCUCAUAAAGACGAGUCUGAGCUAACAACUGUUGGAGCUCAUAAAGACGAGUCUGAGCUAACAACUGUUGGAGCUCAUAAAGACGAGUCUGAGCUAACAACUGUUGGAGCUCAUAAAGACGAGUCUGAGCUAACAACUGUUGGAGCUCAUAAAGACGAGUCUGAGCUAACAACUGUUGGAGCUCAUAAAGACGAGUCUGAGCGUACUGUUGGAGCUCAUAAAGACGAGUCUGAGCUAACAACUGUUGGAGCUCAUAAAGACGAGUCUGAGCUAACAACUGUUGGAGCUCAUAAAGACGAGUCUGAGCUAACAACUGUUGCAGCUCCAAAAGACGAGUCUGAGCUAACAACUGUUGGAGCUCAUGAAGACGAGUCUGAGCUAACAACUGUUGGAGCUCAUAAAGACGAGUCUGAGCUAACAACUGUUGGAGCUCAUAAAGACGAGUCUGAGCGUACUGUUGCUGCAGCUAAAGAUGACUGUGACUUCAGUGUUGCAGCAUCCGAGCUGACCGCCGCCGUCCACGAAAAAGAGGAUAUGCAGGGUGUCGUUGAAUCCCUCAAAGCAGAGUUAUCCCGACUUGAGGAGAAGAAUGCCCAGCUCAUCAACGCCAACAAAGAGCUCCAAGACAACGUCACCCGUCUGCAGACCAGCCUCGAGACCAUCCAGAGUGAUGCUGCUUCGCGUUUGCAGUCAGCUCAGCUGUCUCUGAGAAAAUAUCGCGGUUACAAUCAUGAGCUGUGGAACAACGAUGUUGGUCAGAUUCGCGAGAACGAGCAAGCAAGGGAAAAGAUCAAGGGGCUCGUGGCCCUCCAGGCUGAGAAUGCGGCAAAGAUCGCCGAGCUCAUGGACUCGACAAGCAAGCUCGCGGAUGUAAAUGCCGAGCUGGUUGAGGCUGCAAACGCCAAGGACGAGGAAAUCGAGAUGCUGCGCGAACAGCUGGAGCACGCUAGGAAGAAGAAGCAGAGCCGCUGGCAAAGGAUCAAGUCUCGCGUGCGCACUUUCUUCGGCCGUUAGACACCCGCGCCUUUACACUCAUAUCUUUUUUUACUUUUUUUUUGCACGAUACAGUACUAAAACUCCUUUGAAGAAACACAUCCAUGAAUCACAUACGACAAUACUUCUUGAAUUGCUCAUAAAUAUCAUCGAACAAUCACAAAUGAGCUUCAUUGCCCCUACAACAUUGCCCACA